Fusarium redolens is the source of this 486-nucleotide messenger RNA. RefSeq lists its product as uncharacterized. Lineage: Eukaryota; Fungi; Ascomycota; Sordariomycetes; Hypocreales; Nectriaceae. The transcript has a single exon. The record is from RefSeq and is a predicted model, not a curated record. The coding region runs from base 1 to 486 and encodes 161 amino acids.
AUGCUUUCAGCCGCUGAAAGAAAAGAAAUCGACCAAGAGGUCACGGCCUUCAUGGCCGAGUUCGGCCACAUGUUUGGAGCCUCCCUCAGAGAAGGUAUUCAGAAUGAUGACACUUCAAACGAUGACACUUCAAGCAGCGACACUUCAACUAAGGAAACAAACACACGAGCUACAAGAAAUGGUACACAGGAGGACACUUUUCCAACUAGGCCAUCGGCCAGAUGCGAUAGAUUUGCACACUUCAGCCCAGAGCUCGCUUCACACGCCAGAGCAAUCGAACGCUACAACUUUCUCAAGCGCCACUGCCCUUGGAGCCAGGAUGAAGCGUUCAUGAAUAUGAUGUGUUCCCUGCACAAUCACCCACAGACUAUGGGACUUCCACCGAGUUCAUCUGAGCCUUUGGCCGAUGAGUCAUCUGACAAAGGUGAAGAAAGGAAGGGAAGUCCGUGUGGGAGUCAGCCCGAUGCCGAUGCUGAGACCAAGUAG